AUGAAGAAGAGGCAUGGUAGGAAGCACAAAUUGAUAUGACAAAUUGAUGCGGCAUUGAAUGAAGGUCAAUUAAAAGAAAACAAUGUCCAGUUUCAAAGAAAUCAAGACCGCUGCGGAGGAAGCAGAAAUUGCCCUGACAGUGGAUUAUCACAUAAAAAGCAGCAAUUUAGAUUCAAACUUUGAAAAAGCUCUUGAUUCAAGUGAUAUGACUCUUAAUCUAGAGUCUAAAUUAGUUUCCGACUGUGUGAAUAAAUGGUGUUGUAUAAAACUAGAAAGGCUUCCCCUUGGUAAGCAAGCAAGAGAAAGCAACAGAACUACAUUUAAAAAUGAUCCAACUGAAUGCUUUGAUGACUUCUUGGAGGACUUUAUAAAUCAAAGCACUACUGAGGAACCACAACAGCUGAAUAAGACAGUGGCUGAGGUCUUAAUCUUAACAAACUGUGCAGAAGGAAAGGGAGAACAGUUUUGUCAGACUGUAAUGUACAAACUCAUUGAGGUCUCAAAUGAAGAAAAUACAGACACCCCUAACAAUCUCCCUGAAACAUCUGAGCCAAGAGACGGCUGUGAAAAGGAAGGGUGUGACAUUGUUCCAAAAAAGAACCACACAAAAAUCCAAGGUGGAGAUAGAGAAAGGAAUCACCGUUGCCAUAUCUGUGGUAGAAGCUAUAUCCGUAAGGAUAGCCUCAAUGACCACCUGAGAACUCACGGAGAAGAAAGGCCCUACGAAUGUCCAGAAUGUGGCUCAGCUUUCCACUUUAAAUCCGGACUAAAACAACACCUGAGGAUUCACAGUGACGUCAAGCCGUACACGUGUGACACGUGUGGGCAAACCUUCCACUCUUCUGGGAAGUUGUCACAGCACCAAAUAUACCAUUCAGACCAGCGACCUCAUCGCUGUGACGAGUGUGGGAGUCGGUUUAAACAUAAAAUGGAUCUAGGGACUCACAAGAAAAUUCACACCGGAGUGAAGCCCUUCUCCUGUACUGAGUGUGAGGCCAGCUUCCAGCGUCGCGACGUACUGAGGAAACACAUGAGAAUCCACACAGGAGAGAGACCCUACUUAUGCUCUUACUGUGGAAAGGACUUCCCUUAUGCAUACAGUCUUCACACGCAUAUGAUAAUGCACAAUCAGAUGACAUGAGCACAUGGACAUAUCCUUAUUUAAGGACUUUUUU
Molecule: messenger RNA, 1175 nt
Organism: Osmerus eperlanus (European smelt)
Lineage: Eukaryota; Metazoa; Chordata; Actinopteri; Osmeriformes; Osmeridae
Product: zinc finger protein 184-like
Exons: 1
Coding region: 83-1141 (352 amino acids)
Biological process (GO): regulation of transcription by RNA polymerase II
Molecular function (GO): DNA-binding transcription factor activity, RNA polymerase II-specific; RNA polymerase II cis-regulatory region sequence-specific DNA binding
Source: RefSeq, a predicted model, not a curated record